AUGCUAUUGCGCUAUGAAUUUAUGGGACUACUGAGCCAAGCCAGGCUGUAUGCCAUUGCUGCUGAAAAAAAGAAUUAUCUUCAAGAGGAGUCCGCUUCUUCUCAAAGAAGGAGCGCCAGUCAGUUUGAUUGGGCUCUCAUGAGACUAGAUAAUUCUGUCCGAAGAACUGGCCGCAUCCCAAAGUCACUUCUACAAAAAGUCUUUGAUAAUACCUGUCACUCAGGCUGCCCAGGUGGUAAUCAUGCCUUGCUUCUGCUGCGCAGCUGUGGUUCUCUCCUGCCUGAACUAAAGCUCUCAGAGAGGACAGAAUUAGCUCAUAGGAUAUGGGACAAACUUCAGGAAUUGGGUACUGUGUACGAUGUAAGUCACUAUAAUGCUUUACUUAAAGUCUACCUUCAAAAUGAACACAAAUUUUCACCAACUGACUUCUUGGCAAAAAUGGAGAAAGCAAACAUUCAACCAAAUCGUGUAACAUACCAGAGAUUGAUUGCUGCUUAUUGUAACGUGGGAGAUAUUGAAGGUGCCAGCAAGAUUCUUGGAUUUAUGAAAACUAAGGAUCUUCCAGUCACAGAGGCAGUAUUCAGUGCCCUUGUUACAGGGCAUGCAAGAGCUGGAGAUAUGGAAAAUGCAGAGAAUAUUCUCACAGUGAUGAAAGAGGCUGGAAUUGAGCCUGGUCCAGACACAUAUCUAGCCUUAUUGAAUGUGUAUGCUGAGAAGGGUGACAUUGACCAUGUUAAGCAGACUCUGGAGAAGGUGGCGAAGUCCGAUCUUUACCUUAUGGACCGUGAUUUAUUGCAAAUUAUCUUUAGCUUCAGUAAAGCUGGGUAUCCUCAGUAUGUCUCAGAGAUUUUGGACAAAAUUUCAUAUGAAAGAAGAUAUAUUCCAGAUGCAAUGAACCUUAUUUUGCUUUUAGUCACUGAAAAAUUGGAAGAUACAGCAUUGCAAGUUUUAUUAGCAUGUCCUUUAUCAAAGGAAGAUGGUCUGAAUGACUUUGGCAGUUUCUUUUUACGGCACUGUGUGACUAUGAAUACGCCUGCAGAGAAGCUGAAAGACUACUGUAAGAAGUUAAAGGAAGCCAAGCUGCAUUCAUCUCCUUUGCAGUUCACACUGCAGUGUGCUUUACUAGCCAAUAAAACUGAUUUGGCAAAAGCUCUAAUGAAGGCUCUGAAGGAAGAAGAUUUUCCUAUCAGAACUCACUAUUUCUGGCCACUGCUAGUUGGACAUCAGAAGGAGAAAAAUGUUCAAGGUAUAGUUAAAGUCCUCAAAGAAAUGCAUGAAAUGGGAGUAAAUCCUGAUCAGGAGACAUACGUAAAUUAUGUGUUUCCAUCCUUUGAUAGUGUAAAGUCAGUUCGUGCUGUAUUGCAGGAAAAUGGAUGUCCAUUUGAAAGUAAUAUAUUUUCUCAAGCUGAAUUGAGAAGUGAAGCAAUAAGUGGGAACUUAGACUAUGUUUUAUCAUUUUUGGAAUCAAAUACAUUGCCUUUCUCAUUUACUUCUUUGAGAGGCACCCUAAUUCUAGGCUUUAGGAGGUCUAUGAAUAUAAAUCUUUGGAGCAAGAUAACGGAACUGUUGUACAAGGAUGGACGUUAUUGCCAGGAGCCUCAAGGACCAAUGGAAGCUGUUGGCUAUUUUCUUUAUAACUUGAUUGACAGCAUGAGUGACUCAGAGGUACAGGCCAAGGAGGAGCGUUUGAGACAAUACUUCCAUCAGCUGAAGGAGAUGAAUGUAAAAAUUUCUGAAAAUAUCUACAGAGGCAUUCGUAACCUACUGGAUAGCUACCACGUUCCUGAAUUGAUUAAGGAUGUUCAUUUGUUGGUUGAAAGAGAGAAGACAGACUCUCAAAAAACUUAUAAGGCUUCAUCGUCUGAUUUGGAGUCUACACUUGAAAAACUAAAAGCUGAAAAUCAACCUGUAGGAGAUAUCCUAAAGCAACUCAUAUUAGUGCUUUGUUCAGAAGAGAACAUGCAAAAAGCUCUUGAAUUGAAAGCAAAAUAUGAAUCAGACAUGGUUAUUGGUGGCUAUGCAGCUUUAAUAAAUUUGUGCUGUCGACAUGAUAAUGCAGAAGAAGCACUGAACCUGAAACAAGAAUUUGACCGGUUAGAUUCAUCUGCUGUCCUUGACACCAACAAGUAUGUAGGCCUUGUAAAAGUAUUGGGAAAACAUGGCAAACUCCAAGAUGCUAUUAACAUUCUAAAGGAAAUGAAAGAGAAGGAUGUUCUUAUCAAAGAUACAACAGUCUUGUCCUUUUUUCACAUCCUAAAUGGCGCAGCUUUAAGAGGUGAAACUGAAACAGUAAAACAGUUACAUGAAGCCAUCAUAACUCUGGGGUUAAUGAAACCAACCAUCAACAUAUGUUCCCCAUUGGUCACUCUAUAUCUGGAAAAGGAUGACUUACCCACUGCACUUGAAACCAGCAUUGACUGCUAUAACAAGUAUAAAAUAUUACCAAGGAUUCAUGAUGUCUUAUGUAAACUGAUAGAGAAAGGCGAGACUGAUCUCAUUCAGAAAGCAAUGGACUUUGUGAGCCAAGAACAAGGUGAAAUGACAAUGCUCUAUGAUCUCUUCUUUGCCUUCCUACAAACAGGAAAUUACAAAGAAGCCAAGAAGAUCAUUGAGACUCCAGGCAUUAGAGCACGAUCUGCCAGACUUCAGUGGUUUUGUGAUAGGUGUAUUUCCAGUAAUCAGGUUGAAACUCUAGAAAAAUUAGUGGAGCUGACACAGAAGCUAUUUGAAUGCGACAGAGACCAGCUGUAUUACAAUCUGCUGAAACUAUAUAAAAUAAACAGUGACUGGCAAAGAGCUGAUGCUGCCUGGAAUAAAAUGCAAGAAGAAAAUAUUAUUCCUCGUGCGAAGACAUUAAGAUUAUUAGCAGAAAUCCUUAGAAGCAAUAAUCAGGAAGUUCCAUUUGAUGUACCUGAGUUGUGGUAUGAGGAUGAAAAAGAUUCCCAGAAUACUCCAGCACCAUCACUUGAAGAAGUUAAUUUACAGAAAGAUCUGUUGAGUGCCUGCCAAAGGAAGAAAAGCAAAGAUGCAUAUAAUAUUUUCCUGAAAGCACAAAAGCAAGAUGUUGUGUUUGACAGUGAAACUUACAACAAUCUUAUAAAAUUACUGUUGAUAAAGGAUAGCUUUACACAAGCAAUGCAAGUGAAAAAUUUCGCUGAGACCCACAUCAAGGGCUUCACACUGAACGAUGCUGCCAACAGCCUCCUCAUCAUAACGCAAGUUAGGCGGGAUUAUUUGAAAGAGGCUCUAACACUGCUAAAGACGGCCUUGGAUCAGGGGCAGACACCUUCUAAGAUAGCAGUGACCCGCCUGAUUCAGGCGUGUGCUUUGAAGGGUGAUUUAGAAAGCAUACAAGCAAUUCAGAAGAUGGUAAAUGGACUCGAAGAGUUGAUUGGACUUUCAAAUAUGGUUUUCAUCAAUAACAUUGCUUUGGCACAAAUAAAGAACAAUAACGUAGAUGUUGCAAUAGAAAACAUUGAAAAUUUGCUUACUUCAGGGAAUCAGACCAUGGAAACCCAGUAUUUUGGCUUGGCAUACUUAUUCAGAAAAGUAAUAGAGGAGCAGUUGGAUCCAGCACUUGAAAAGAUAAGCAUCAUGGCAGAGAGAUUGGCCAAUCAGUUUGCAGUGUACAAACCUGUCACCGACCUUUUCCUUCAGCUUGUGGAUUCAGGCAAGGUGGAUGAUGCCAGAGCCCUCCUACAGAGAUGUGGUGCAAUUGCUGAGCAAACCCCAAUUUUCGUGGUGUUCUUUAUGAGGAGUUCUCGGAGCCCAGGAAAGGCACCAAUAUUGAGAUCUUUAGUAGAACUGAUUCCUGAAUUAAUUGAAAAAGAAGAAGUAUACACUUCCAUCAUGAAAAGCUGUGGCGUGGACAAAGAUGUCUCAUCUGCCAAAGCACUGUAUGAAAGUUUGACUGCAAAGAAGAUAAAAUUGGAUGAUCUGUUUCUAAAACGUUAUGCAGUUUUGCUGAAGAAUGCUGGAGAGCCUGUCCCUUUCCCUGAGCCCCCAGAAAGCUUUGAAUUUUAUGCAAAGCAGCUAAAGGAAUUAAGGGAGACCCCUUUGUGAAGCAAACACGCACUACUUCGUUUUUUUGUGUAUUUGUGAUUCUGUGUCUAAAAUGUUAUUUUUUAAAUGUAUUUGAGAAUACAAAAAUAAAUAAAUGAAAAGUUCAUCUGUUUAUGUGCUUAUAUUUAUUGGUAAUAUGGGAUAUGAUAUGUACAACAUCUUAUUGACAAUAGCUGUGUGCACUUGGUCACCAGACUUUUUUGGGUUUGCCUACAACAUAAAUCUAUGGCAUUUUCUUAAAGGUUCCUGAUGUAUGUAUGAAGCCAUAAUUUGUUAGGGUCUUCUUCCAAUUGACUCUUCUUCCGGCCCUGUACUCAAUUUCAUCUAUUAUUUUCAUUAAAAGUUUCCCUUAUUGAAGACUUACUUGUUAAUAUUGUUUAUCUGACGAAUGUUGGAGCUGCACAGAAUGGCGUUCAGUGAGCUUUCUAAUGUUUAAUAUUCUAUGAUCUAUCAAUUCUUUACAUGUAUGAAGCCCUGCAUAAUUUUCCAGUUUUGUAAAAUGUUGGCGCUAGAAGAUGUCUUACCAGCCCAGCCAUUAAACCCAGUGCUCCCAGUGACUUUGAAUCAGAGACUUGCCCUUGGUCGGGGUACUAUUUGCCAAUCCUGGAGGUUCCUCACCAUGCGUUCCCUCUACCACAAUAGCUCCCAUGAGUCUCUGCUCAUAGAAGUCUCCAAAACUGAGUCUGAGCCCUGACUGAUUAUGACACAGAGCAAGGCACUUCCUCUCAUUCUGGUUUCAGGAAUUGUCAGCACAAAAUACCACUACACCAAGCCUCUUAUUUCUACUCAGAUCCUAUAACUAUGUGAUUUAAUAUACGAAGGAGUGGAAUCUUGGUGUACAUUCAGUUUUUUCAAAGUUAUCUCCAAAUUGGCUUCCAUGCCCGUUAAUAUCUACAUUGUAAAUAGGUACUAUAAAAGAAUGUACGGUGUAGUCAGUUUGCCAUUACAAAGGUAUGGGGAUUGAAAAUGUUUCAUUUGAGAGUUAUCCCCUUUUUGUUAUAUUCCUUAUCUAUUUGAAAUCAGUGACCACUUACGUGCUUCCCACUGUUUACGGGGGGCGGGGGGGGGGGGCUUAGCCCUGCCUUGGGGAAAUAACUUGACCUGCUGUUUGUGCUGCUAACCUGUCUUAUGGGAUCAGCCAUCCUGCAUCUAGAGCCGCCAGAUUGCUUCAGAGGGUGGGAUGAUGGAGGAGAGCCAAGAAAUAAAUGUUAUUAUGACAUUGGCCAUAUUCUUCAUCUUUUUGUAGUUAGACCUGAGGAACCAUGAGACCUAGGGACUUAAUGAAACUUGCCUUUGUGACUCGGGUGCAGGACCGGCACGUGUUGUGGUUAUGAUAGUGCCGGAUUUGCCACGAGCCUCCCUCUAGUGAUUCCACUGAAGCAGGCCUUAUUUUUUGCAGUUAUGCUAAUAGCUGAGCUCAGUUGUAUUAAUGUUCAUCAAUAGAGGUCUCUCAAAUGAGGCAUAACCCUGGGGCAUAAUCUGGACUCCGCUGUCAACAGUACAAUCUCAAUCGCAUGAAGUGACUCCAAGCCAACCUUGUGUAUUGACUGGUGAAAUGUGGGUGUAGUGCAGAGGACAUGGGCACGAAUCUUAACCUAGCGUUCUAAACAGCUCAGUGAAUGUAUUACAUGAUUAACAAAGAACUGUCAUGUCAUGUCAUAUCUUUAGCACUGGCUUUCCCUUUGAAUGUAAAUAUUUAAACUUUAAUAAUUGUAUAUUCUAGGUGGGCUUAUAAAUGGAUGCUUUCUAAAUAUCUACCAGUGAAAUUGAAACGAAUGGAAAUACAGAGUAAACACAGUUAUAGCAACGCUCAAUAAUAUGUUUUAGAUUCAAAUUAUAAGCAAAUAGCUAGUUCUAAAAAGUACACGUCAUUGUAGACUUUUGAAAACUAUAGUGUGUUUUAUAUGUAACUGAGCAUUCGUGUAUUUGAACCUAAUAUAAUUUUAAUGUGAAACGCUUUGAAUAAAUUGUAUUCCAGAUUUUUGUA
This is a messenger RNA of Myotis davidii, 6049 nucleotides long. It is a transcript of the gene LRPPRC, whose product is annotated as leucine rich pentatricopeptide repeat containing. Gene Ontology annotation, molecular function: protein binding. NCBI's taxonomy places the organism in Eukaryota, Metazoa, Chordata, Mammalia, Chiroptera, Vespertilionidae. The coding region runs from base 1 to 4062 and encodes 1353 amino acids. The record is from RefSeq and is a predicted model, not a curated record. The transcript is spliced from 38 exons.